Clonostachys byssicola is the source of this 1236-nucleotide messenger RNA. Lineage: Eukaryota; Fungi; Ascomycota; Sordariomycetes; Hypocreales; Bionectriaceae. The record is from the annotation of a GenBank genome assembly.
AUGAGCUCACAUCAUCAAGGCCCGUCGGAGCUGUCGAUUACUGAUCCAGCUGCCGUUGAAGCCAUCUAUGGCACUCAAUCUCCAACGGUCAAGGGCCCUUGGUACACACUCCUCGAACCUCGCUACCCGCUUUUCAUGGCUCGCGACAAGGAGGAGCACGCGCGGCGCCGCAAGGUCUGGGACCAAGGAUUCAGUACCAAAGCACUUCUUGGAUACGAUCCUCGAAUCACCAAGGCAAUCAAUGAGCUCCUUCAAGUUAUUGAUCGCGACCACAAGCAACCGAUCAAUAUCACCAAGUGGUUUGACUUUUUCGUUUUCGACGUCAUGGAGGACCUAGCUUUCAACAAGAACUCCAAUAUGAUUCGCCAUGGCGAAGAUUCGUAUAUAUUCCAAACCAUACGAACUGAUAUGUUUAACAUUGCCUUCUUCGCCCAUCUUCCUUGGCUGUUGCCCUUUCUAAAAAGGACUCCGCUCUUGAACUGGAAUUAUAUCAAGUUCUGGAACUGGAUUCAAAACCAGAUUAACGAGAGGCGAAAGAAUGAGCCGGACCAACCCGACAUUUUCUCCUGGAUACUAAGCAACUACAAUCAGGGGGAGAAAACUCAGAAAGAUGAUUGGAAUCUACACGGAGACGCACAACUAAUUGUCAUUGCCGGAAGCGACUCUGUGGCGGCGACUCUCACUCAUAUUUUCUACGAACUUGCUUAUGACGCAAGUCUUACCAGAAGACUACAGGAUGCAUUCGAUGCUCUCCCUAGUCUAGACAACUCACAUUUAAUCAACGUUGCACUCCUAGACGCCGUGAUUAAUGAGACGCUUCGGCUACACCCGCCGGUUCCUUCCGGCACGCAGCGAGUUACCCCCCCAGAAGGGCUCCGUAUCGGUGAUAAACAAAUCCCUGGGAACACCAUCGUGCAAGUGCCAUCGUAUACAGUCUUCAGAGAUUCACGCAACUUUGAGAGACCUACAGAGUUUCUCCCUGAUCGUUGGACGACAGACAAGGAGCUUGUCAAGAACAAAUCUGUCUUUGUUCCUUUCAAUAUUGGCCCGUACGCAUGCGUGGGAAAGAGAUUAGCGUUGAUAGAAAUCCGGCGAGUCACUGCCGAGAUCCUGACUCGGUACAAUAUUACCGUGGCGCCAGGCUACGAAAAGGCAUCUUUCCUUGGAAAGAAGCAGGAUACUUUCACUGUCGUCUCCGGCCCACUCCCCCUCAUUUUCACCCCAAGAACCCCUUAA